Molecule: messenger RNA, 4261 nt
Organism: Hippopotamus amphibius kiboko
Lineage: Eukaryota; Metazoa; Chordata; Mammalia; Artiodactyla; Hippopotamidae
Gene: AK7
Product: adenylate kinase 7
Exons: 18
Coding region: 67-2241 (724 amino acids)
Biological process (GO): nucleobase-containing compound metabolic process
Cellular component (GO): cytoplasm
Molecular function (GO): ATP binding; AMP kinase activity
Source: RefSeq, a predicted model, not a curated record
CCCCGGCCCCACCUCCUUGGCAACCAAAGGGACGCGUUCUCCUUAGCAACCAGCGCGGUUCCCACCAUGGCUGAAGUAGACGAAGCUGCUGCCCCGACGGAGAAAGUUAUCCGGAUCCAGAGGGUGUUUAUAAACCUGCUGGACUCGUACAGCAGCAGAAACAUCGGGAAGUUUCUUUCUAACUGUGUUAUCGGGGCUUCCCUUGAAGAAAUUACCGAAGAGGAGGAAGAGGAUGAUGAAAAUAAAUCGGUGCUGCCAGAAGCCUCCUUGGCCAAACUGAAGGAAGGCACGUUCCAGAUUGUGGGCACACUUUCCACGCUGGAAACCCCCCGGCCAAACUUCGCCGUGGAGACCUACUGUGCCAUCUCUCGAGAAGACCUUCUCUUGCGCCUGCUGGAGUGCGAUGUUAUCAUUUAUAACAUCACUGAGAACCCCCAGCAAGUGGAGGAAGCCAUCUGGGCAGUCUCUGCUCUAAACGAAGAAGUCAGCCAUUUCGAACAGCGGAAGGUGUUUAUUUUGGUCUCCACGGUGAUGACCUGGGCGCGGUCCAAACCCCUGGACCCGGAUGAUUCUGAGAUUCCAUUUACUGAAGAGGAUUAUCGAAGAAGAAAGCACCAUCCUAAUUUUCUGGACCACAUAAACGCUGAAAAAAUGGUUCUCAAGUUUGGGAAAAAUGUCAGAAAAUUCGCCACUUAUGUAAUUGCUGCUGGACUUCAGUAUGGAAUGGAGGGAGGCAUCUUACAUGCCUUUUUUAAGCUGGCUUGGUUGGGUGAGGUUCCUGCGUUACCAGUUUUUGGAGACGGAACAAAUGUAAUUCCAGCAAUUCAUGUUCUGGAUCUAGCAGGAGUGAUACAGAACGUCAUAGACCACGUGCCAAAGCUCCAUUACCUGGUGGCUGUGGAUGAGUCAGUUCACACCCUGGAAGACUUCGUCAAGUGCAUCAGUAAAAGUACCGGCCCGGGGAAAAUCCAGAAAGUACCCAAAGAAAAUGCUUUCCUAACCAAGGAUUUAACACAAGAGGAUAUUGACCAUUUACUGGUCAAUUUGAGAAUGGAAGCACUCUUUGUGAAGGAGAAUUUUAACAUUCGAUGGUUCACCCAAGCAGGAUUUGUGGAAAAUAUCAACAGUAUCCUCAAAGAGUACAAGCAAAGCAGAAGAUUAUUGCCUAUCAAAAUUUGCAUGCUCGGUCCUCCUGCUGUGGGAAAAUCCAGCAUCGCCGACGUGUUGUCCAAGUACUACAAACUGCAUCACAUUAAAUUGAAGGACGUCAUUUCCGAAGCUAUAGCGAAACUGGAGGCGAUCGUCACACCUAAGGAUGUAGGGGAGGGAGGAGAAGAAGAAGGUGAAGAGGAGGAAGAGGAGGAGAAUGUGGAGGAUGCUCAGGAGCUCUUGGAUGGCAUCAAGGAAAGCAUGGAGCAGAACGCAGGUCGACUGGAAGAUCAGUAUAUAAUUAGAUUUAUAAAAGAAAAGCUAAAAUCCAUGCCUUGCAAGAACCAAGGUUACAUUUUGGAUGGAUUCCCAAAGACCUAUGAUCAAGCCAAAGAACUGUUUAACCAAGAAGAUGAAGAGGAGGAAGAAGAAGCCAGAGGCAAAAUGUUUCCCUUUGAUAAAUUAAUCAUACCUGAAUUCGUCUGUUCGCUGGAUGCCUCGGACGAGUUCCUCAAGGAGCGGGUGAUGAAUCUCCCCGAAAGCAUCGUGGCAGGGACCCACUACAGCCAGGACCGGUUCCUCCGGGCUCUGAGCAACUACCGGGACAUCAAUACCGAAGAUGAGACUGUUUUCAACUAUUUUGACGAACUCGAAAUCCAUGCAAUACAUAUUGAUGUAGGAAGACUUGAAGACGCUCAGAACAGACUUGCUAUCAAACAGCUCAUCAAAGAGAUCGGGGAGCCUCGCAAUUAUGGUUUAACGGAGGAAGAAAAGGCAGAAGCGGAGCGGAGGGCUGCCGAGGAGCGGCUGGCCAAGGAGGCCAUGGAGGAGGCAGAGCGAGAGCGCAAGGAAGCCAUGGAGACCGCAGAGAAGAUGGCUCGCUGGGAGGAGUGGAAUAAACGACUAGAGGAAGUGAAAAGAGAAGAAAGAGAAUUAUUGGAGGCCCAGUCUGUUCCCUUGAGAAACUAUCUAAUGACCUAUGUUAUGCCAACACUUAUGCAGGGUCUGAAUGAGUGUUGUAAGGUCAGACCCGAUGAUCCCGUUGAUUUUCUGGCAGAGUAUCUUUUCAAGAACAAUCCUGAAACGCAGUGAAACUUUAAAGAUCUCGUGUCAUAUAUACAGAGCUGGAGAUGAGCUUAACACUGUAACUUGACAAAUUACUUGUAAAAAUGCUUUUCCAGUUUUGGGGAAAUUCUUUUCUCUUCUUCCUGCAAGCACAUAUUUUAUUAAGUAGAAUAAGUAUAAAAAGCUCUAUGGCGGCGAGUUACUACUUAAUUACAACCAUACCUGAGAGGUAAAUUGUUCAGGUAUCUGUGCAUAGCUCAUGGGAUAAAUAUUGAUUUAAUAUUGCAUUCUUAGGCUGAGUAUUCUACACACUGAUGUUUAUAGUAAUUUAAUUUAUAGCAUGAAGAAAAUUAGACUAUACGUUAUUCUAACAUGUAAGCUAAUGAAUUUAUGUGACUAGUUAUGGCCCCAAUACCAAUGGUGUUAGAAAUGGAAAUAAAUUAGAACAGUGUAUGCUUUUCUGAGUCACAGUAAGUCGGACAUGAUUGGUUUCUGCAAGGUUGCUUUUUGAGUUCAAGGUUAGCACCCAAUCUAUGAGUCAGAGACAAUUCUAAACCUCUUGGUAGAAAAAUUCAUGUAACAAGAUGAAUAAUUUUUAAUAUCUGUGAUAAUUAGAAAGUUGCUGAAUAUUUUUAACAAACUAACUUUACCAUAUAGGCAUAAACAGUCAAUCCCUAUGGCCUUUUCCAGCCCUGAAAAAUCCCAUAAUUCCCAGAAUUACACUGGAUGAGAAAUCAGUUUAGGUUCAUCUUAAUGGCAUAUAUAUUUCAUUUCUUUAAAUAAUGAAAUCUGGGGGACUUCCCUGGUGGCGCAGUGGUUGAGAGUCCGCCUGCCAGGUGAAGGGGACACACAUUCGAUCCCUGGUCUGGGAAGUUCCCACAUACAGAGGAGCAAUUAAGCCCGUGUGCCACAACUGCUGAGCCCGCAUGCUGCAACUGCUGAAGCCUGAGUGCCUAGAGCCCGUGCUCUGCAACAGGAGAAGCCACCGCAAUAAGAAGCCCACGCACUGCAACUAAAAGUAGCCCCUACUCGCUGCAACUAGAGGAGGCCCCACGCGCAGCAGUGGAGCCACAACACAGCCUAGAGAAAUAAAUUAAUUAAUUUUUAAAAAUAAGGUUAAAUAAUGAAAUUUGAGUAUAACUGCAGUACUUUUUUGUGUGUGGCAAAACAUACACAGCAUAAAUUUACUAUUGCAACCAUGUUAAAGUGUACAAUUCAGUGGCACUAAGUACAUUCAUGAUACUAUCCACUCAUCACCACAGUCUAGCUCCAGAACUUUUCCAUCACCCCAAAUGGAAGCCCUGUACCCAUUAAUCAGUCACUCCCCAUUUUCCCCUCCCCCUAAGCUCCCAGCAAACACUAAUCUGCUUCCUGUCUCUAUAGAUUUGUCUAUUCUGGAUAUUUUAUAUCAAUGGAAUCAUACAAUAUGUGGCCUUUUCUGUCUGGCUUCUUUCACUUAGCAUGUUUUCAAGGUUCAUUCAUGUUGUAGCAUGUAUCAAUACUUCACUCCUUUUUUAUGGCUGAGUAAUAUUCCACUGUAUAGAUAGACCAUAGUUUGUUUAAUCAUUCAUGUCUUGAUGGACGGUUAGGUUGUUUCCGCCUUUCGGCUGUUGUGAAUAGAGCUGCUAUGAACAUUUGCAUACAAGUUCCUGUUUGAACCACUGUUGUCAAUUUUCGGUAGAAACCUAUGAGUGGAAAUGUCAUCCUACUGUAAUUCUAUGUUUAGCUUAUUGGGGGAACUACCAGACCAGUGGGUGUGUAGUAGUAUCACAGUGUAACUAAGCAUCUUUUCAUGGGCUUGUUGGCCAUUUGUAUAUCUCCUUUGGAGAAAUCUAUAUUCCAGUCCUUUGCUCAUUUUUAAUUUGGGUUGUUUGUCUUUUUGUUACUGAAUUGUAAAAGUUCUUUAUAUAUUCUUCAUAGAAGACCCUUAUCAGCUAUGUGAUUGGUAAAUAUUUUCUCCCAUUCCGUGGCUGGUCUUUUCACUCUCUUGGUAAUGCCCUUUAAUACACAAAAACUCUUAAUUUUGUUGAAGUCCAAUUUACCUAUU